This is a messenger RNA of Varanus komodoensis (Komodo dragon), 18555 nucleotides long. RefSeq names its product ankyrin repeat domain 52 (gene ANKRD52). The record is from RefSeq and is a predicted model, not a curated record. The coding region runs from base 112 to 3366 and encodes 1084 amino acids. The transcript has 28 exons. NCBI's taxonomy places the organism in Eukaryota, Metazoa, Chordata, Lepidosauria, Squamata, Varanidae. Gene Ontology annotation, molecular function: protein binding.
GCCCGCCCCACAGCAGCCGGAGGGUGCUGCGGCGGCUGAAGCCCGAUCGAUGCCGGGAGCUCGGAGGAGGCGGCGGCGCUGCUGAGUGAGGGGGGGCGGCCCCGCCCGGAGAUGGGGAUUCUCAGCAUCACGGACCAGCCUCCUCUGGUCCAAGCCAUCUUUAACCGUGACAUAGAGGAGGUACGGUCAUUGCUGAGUCAGAAGGAGAACAUCAAUGUUUUGGACCAAGAGAGACGAACCCCUUUGCAUGCAGCUGCAUACUUGGGAGAUGCCCCUGUUGUUGAACUCCUAAUACUAUCAGGUGCUAACGUUAAUGCAAAGGACACCCUUUGGCUAACCCCGUUACACCGUGCUGCAGCUUCUCGCAAUGAGAAGGCACUUAACCUCCUCCUAAAGCACUCGGCAGAUGUCAACGCUCGCGACAAGUAUUGGCAAACACCGCUGCAUGUUGCUGCUGCCAACAGAGCCACCAAGUGUGCUGAGGCUAUCAUCCCCUUGCUUAGUAGCGUUAACGUGGCCGACCGCACUGGCCGCACAGCACUGCACCAUGCCGUACACAGUGGGCACAUUGAGAUGAUAAACCUGCUCUUAAAUAAAGGGGCCAAUCUGAGCACAUGCGACAAGAAGGAGAGACAGCCAAUACAUUGGGCAGCCUUCCUUGGGCAUUUGGAAGUCUUGAAGCUGCUUGUGGCCCGAGGAGCUGAUGUUACGUGCAAAGACAAGAAGGGUUAUACACUGCUGCACACAGCUGCUGCCAGCGGCCAGAUUGAAAUUGUGAAACACUUGCUGAGGCUUGGAGUUGAGAUUGAUGAACCAAAUUCCUUUGGCAACACUGCACUUCACAUUGCCUGUUACAUGGGUCAGGAUGCCGUGGCCAAUGAACUGGUCAACUAUGGCGCCAAUGUCAAUCAGCCCAAUGAGAAGGGCUUCACCCCCCUGCACUUUGCUGCCGUCUCCACCAACGGAGCCCUGUGCCUGGAACUUCUUGUUAAUAAUGGAGCUGACGUGAACUUUCAGAGUAAAGAAGGGAAGAGUCCUUUGCACAUGGCAGCCAUUCAUGGACGGUUUACACGCUCUCAGAUUCUCAUACAAAAUGGCAGUGAGAUUGACUGCGCUGACAAAUAUGGCAAUACCCCCCUCCACGUUGCUGCUAGAUACGGCCAUGAGCUGCUAAUUAGUACUUUGAUGACGAAUGGUGCUGAUACUGCAAGGCGUGGGAUCCAUGACAUGUUCCCCUUGCACUUAGCUGUUCUCUUUGGAUUCUCAGACUGUUGUCGUAAGCUACUUUCCUCAGGUCAGUUGUACAGCAUCGUCUCCUCACUUAGCAAUGAGCACGUGCUGUCUGCAGGCUUUGAUAUCAAUACGCCAGAUAACCUCGGGAGAACAUGCCUCCAUGCUGCUGCUUCCGGAGGGAAUGUUGAAUGUCUUAACUUGCUGUUGAGCAGCGGAGCUGACUUGAGGAGGAGAGAUAAGUUUGGAAGGACUCCUUUGCACUACGCAGCCGCUAAUGGCAGCUAUCAGUGUACAGUGACACUUGUCACUGCCGGAGCCAGUAUUAAUGAAGCUGACUGUAAAGGCUGCACCCCCUUACAUUAUGCUGCUGCUUCAGACACUUACAGGAGAGCUGAGACUCAUUCAGGAAACAGCCAUGACACUGACGAAGAGCCACUGAAGGAGUCGCGACUGAAGGAGGCAAUCUUUUGUUUAGAGUUCUUAUUGGAUAACGGUGCUGAUCCAUCUCUCCGGGACAAGCAGGGAUACACUGCUGUUCAUUACGCAGCUGCCUAUGGCAACAGACAGAACCUUGAGUUGCUCCUGGAAAUGUCUUUUAACUGCCUGGACGAUGUGGAAAGCACCAUUCCUGUCAGCCCUUUGCACUUAGCUGCCUAUAAUGGUCACUGUGAAGCCCUGAAGACACUUGCCGAAACCCUGGUGAACCUGGAUGUACGGGACCACAAAGGGCGGACGGCUCUGUAUCUUGCCACGGAGAGGGGCUCCACAGAGUGUGUGGAGGUGCUCACCAGUCAUGGUGCUUCUGCUCUUGUGAAGGAAAAGAAGAAGAAGUGGACACCCCUACAUGCUGCAGCUGCCUAUGGGAAUACGGAUUCCCUACAUCUUCUCAUUGACAGUGGGGAGAGAGUCGACAUCACAGAUGUCAUGGACCUCCAUGGACAAACCCCGUUGAUGUUGGCAAUCAUGAAUGGCCAUGUAGAUUGUGUCCAUCUCUUAUUAGAGAAGGGAUCCACAGUGGAUGCAGCUGACAGAAGAGGCAGGACUGCACUGCACCGAGGGGCGGUGACUGGCUGUGAAGACUGCCUUGCAGCACUGCUGGACCAUGAUGCCUUUGUAUUGUGUCGGGAUUUCAAGGGCCGGACCCCAAUCCAUUUUGCCUCGGUGUGUGGGCAUUCUGAAAUCCUGAGGACCUUGCUGCAGGCAGCGCUCUCUACUGACCCUCUGGACUCUGUGGUGGACUAUAGUGGCUACUCACCAAUGCACUGGGCUUCUUACAGUGGGCAUGAAGAUUGUCUUGAAUUGUUACUUGAACACAAUCCAUUUGCAUACCUAGAAGGAAAUCCCUUUACUCCAUUGCACUGUGCAGUAAUUAACAACCAGGAUGGCACUGCUGAAAUGCUUGUGGAAGCAUUGGGUGCCAAGAUUGUUAAUAGCAGAGAUGCCAAAGGAAGGACCCCCCUUCACGCUGCUGCCUUUGCAGACAACAUCCAUGGUUUACAACUGCUUUUGCGCCACCAGGCUGAGGUAGAUGUGACAGACCAAUUGGGAAGGACCCCUCUGAUGAUGGCUGCUGAGAAUGGCCAGAUGGCCGCCGUUGAGUUUUUGCUGUACAGAGCAAAAGCAGAUUUAACUGUGCUGGAUGUCAACAAGAACACAGCUCUUCACCUGGCCUGCAGUAAGGGUCAUGAAAAGUGUGCCUUGUUGAUUCUGGGGGAAACCCAAGACCUUGGCCUUAUCAAUGCAACUAACAGUGCUCUGCAGAUGCCGCUCCACAUUGCAGCUCGAAAUGGAUUGGCCUCUGUUGUUCAGGCUCUGCUGAGCAGAGGUGCCACUGUGCUUGCUGUGGAUGAAGAAGGUGCGUAUUCUUCAAACCUGGAAGCUCUUCUGGGCCAUACCCCAGCCUUGGCUUGCGCCCCCAACAAAGACGUUGCUGACUGCCUGGCACUUAUCCUUUCCACCAUGAAGCCUUUUCCACCUAAAGACGCCAUCAGCCCUUUCAGCUUCAACCUCCUCAAGAACUGCGGUAUUGCUGCUAAAACGGCAGCCUGCAGUGCCCUGCCCAACGGGAACAGCUGCCCUUACACCAAGGAUAGGCACAAUGCCAUCGGCUUAGAUGGUUGUUACUCGGAGUAGCUUAAAAACCAUGAUGGGUGAUCUAAUACCUUCUAUUUAUUUAGGAAUUCUAUAAAUAUAGGACACUUUAAAGGAGAACAAGACUGUGCUGGGCCUUCUAAAAUGGCCUAGAAACCAAAAAAAUAAAGAAAAGGAUGUCAGCAUCUACUUCCUGUCUAGACUUUGACCACUAGAAUCUCUUACCAUUCAAAUGAAUUAACAUUAAUUUGACUCUCAAAUGGAUUCAUAGUCUUCAAAUUCCAGUUCUUAAAAGUAUUAUUUUUCAGUAAUUCUGCUUAUAAUUAGCCUCUUAAUCCUGAAAAAUCUGCUUAGCUUAUGCUUUUUUCUGCCCUUUAUCAAAUUGUAUUUCCUAUUGCUUCUGGGUCCAUGACCAUGUAGAUUCCUUAAAUGGCCAGCCAUUUCAACUCCAGAUCCUCUGGCUUCGUGCUUUUGAGAAAAAGAUGAAGGCCAAACUAAAGUAAUUGCUCUCAGUUGGGGUGGCAGACUUGCACCCUCUUAAAAUGGAUCAUUCCAGGUGUGCCAUCCUCCUGGUUUCCUCUCUUUUUGUUAUAACUUUCUUUUGACUGGUAACAUCAAAAACAUUCUCUUUAUGGGUCAUGCAGUCUAGACAAGGAGCAGAAGCCUGACUUGCUUCUUGGUUUGAUUUGGCAGUAACAGUGUGAUCAGUGAGGGACCGCUAAGAAGGGCAGCAGCUCCUGGCAAAGUGCCACUAUAACUGCUCCUUCCUUUAUGGUAAUUUUUGUUUGUUUGUUAUUUACCCUUUUUUGAUUCCAGUGAAAACACUUGAAUUGAGAACUACUGUACCUGGGACACUAUGAUACCUUAGGCAGCUUGUAUUCCCUUGUAUGCAAAAUGGGUGCUGUUGUCCAACUGAUGCGGUCAUCUCUGAUAACUUGCGUAUGCGCUGCUAGAAUGAUCCCUACCAUAUCAGGCACUUUAGGGAUUUUCUCUUUUUGGAGGCUGAUUUUUGUGGGGAGGGUGGGAGGGGUUACAAAAUGUUGGAUCCCCAGAGAGAAUUUCCUUCAUGGUUCCUUCCCUCUUCUCUAUGUUGUGCAGUGUUUCCAUAAUAGACAAGUCAGUGUUGCUUUAAAAAAAAGAAAAUAAAUUAUUUAUAGAGACAUAGGCAUCUAUCUUUUAAAAAAUAGCAAAAAAGAGCUUUCUGCAAGGAAAACAAUGCACUUCAGAACCUUACAAUCCUACACUUGUAUUUAUAAUUUUUCCCACUGGAAUGUCAUCCAGCCAGUUCCAUUAGCGCGUGUAUGUAUGUAUGUAUGUAUGUAGAUGUGUCCAUGGGUAGGGUUAGAAUGUGCAUUUGUUUUUAUUUUAAAAAUUAUAUUUAUUAUACAUUUGAGUGUAUGCACUGUUUUUCUUUUGUACUGUAAAUUCUAUCAUGUGUAGAAACUAACAAAAAAUUACCAUAUCACAAGUAUGUUCAAAGCCAAAGAUUGGGAUGUAGCAAUCGAGUGAGGGCUGCCAGGGCAAACAUUUUUGAUCCAACAAUCUUUUCCACCUGUUUCCCAGUCCCACCGCACUGUACUGCUUGGACUGCAGUUGGCAGACCGGAUAAGAUUCAUAGGAUGAACUAUUCCAAGAUGUUGCAUGUCUGGACCAGUGAACUGUUAGGGCUCCUAACCCUGUGAAAAAACGAGUUUCUCUGCUCCCCAGCCAUCGCCCCUCUCAGAAUCAGCUAAACUGUUGAGGACAAAAUAUGAGCCAGCUGUGUGCUUGAGCCACCUUGCUGUGUGGUGCAUUUGACACCUUUAAUGUGUAUAUAUGAAUUACUGCUUCUUCAACCAAAAACCUAAAUUGAAAGCUGGUCCUCCGCUCUUCAUUUUUCACUGACCUUUAGAAGAAAGUGGACACUGAUGCCUUGCUCACCUGGGUACUGCCCAGCUUUCCAAAACAGGAAAUUGGAAACCAGCCAGCAUUGGGUGGAUGGCUGGUGGGGAGGACCACUUAAAAGAGGAGCUUAAUCCAGAUGCAAGAAAGGCAAAGAUAGAACUUGACAAUGAGAAAACCCUUCCCCUCCUUUGGGCACUGUUUAAUUGACCAAAGCCAAACUCCUAGAGCCAAAUAUUAAAACUGCAAUCUUGUCCUUUGGUGAACAGUGCAUUUUAAAAAGAUAUUCUUAACUCUCACCAUUUUUUCCUUUGUUUAAUCCCCACCAAAUGGACGUUGUCUUCCCCACAAAUCACUGCAUAUCGUUCUGUGUCAGCUCUUUAAGCACUAGCUUGACAUUUUGUUGAUUUGCUGCAUACGGAUAGGCUGCAAAUAUUGGGGGCCUUAAGGUAGCGAGUUCUAGUCUUCUAUCGUACCCAGCCAUUUCCUUCAACUAAGCCUUCCACAAAGACUAGGGCGCUACUAGCUUAGCUGUUUUUCUUUCUUUGAUGCCCAAGGAAUCUUGAGAGAGCUUUCCACUUUGCAGCUGCUAAAUCUGAGCUUAUUAAGGUUUUAAUGCACUUGCCAAAAAGCACAGCAACAGCCUGCUGCGAAUUGGCCAUUAGUUUCUUAGCUGCACUAUGGUCGGGUUAGUUUUCUUUGCCCUCAGUUGCUUCAAGUUCUCUACCUUGAAAGAAAGUGUUAACCUUUCUACACCAAAUACCUCAAGUCAGAAUAGAAAUGAACAAAACUUGAAAUAAAGAUCCCCCUUCUUCCCAGAACCCCAUUUUUUAAUACUAAAUGGUCCUUUUCAGCCCUCUGGGGAGAAAGAGAGAGAAAGAGAGAGAGAGAGAGCUGAAAAUAUUUUUUUUUUACAACCUUGUUUACAUUGCUUAUAGGUACUAGCAACUUGUAGCUACUUUUAAAUUGCCUAAUAUUGUUUUAGCCUCCUAAGCAUGUUCCUCCUGCCCCUGCUAGAUAAGGGGGAAUGAGAAGGAAGAUUGUAUAGAAGUAAGUCUGAAGCCACACCUUGUCUUUUUUCUUUAAGGGCUAACGCUGAUCCUCCUUUUAGGACCAGAAACUUUUCUGGAAGGCCUUUGGGACUGAGAUAUUUACUGGAAAAUGGGGAGGGGGGUUACAAUUUAUUAGUUCUUGUGCUAUGAUUUGGAAAACUAACUGAUCUUCAAGUCCUCUGUUUCAUGACUUGGGAGCCACUGCUGGCUCUACUCUCACCUGUACCAGGCAACAGGUACUUUUUUUUUUUUUUUUUAAGAAACCCAAGGGGGAGUGUAUUCCUGUUAAGAAAGCAUAAUGAAACAUAGCUUACCCCAGAAUAGCAGCAUUUCUGCUCCCAUGCAUUGAAUCGGGGGUGAUGCCUGGCGUAUUUAUAGCAGUUUUUGAGGCGAAGAGAGCCUCAGAGGUUAACGAAGCAUAGAGACAGGGAGAUCAAACUUUUUUAGUAGCACAGUUCUUUGAACAUCAGGUAUGCCUAUCAUAAUUUUAUCUUUUCUUUUUUUUUAAGGAACUAGAAAUAGCAGUCGGGGGGAACAAAAAUGGGGGUAGGUUUUCCAAGAUCAUUUCAAAAUGAGGAAAUCUCCUAGCUCUAGUGUUACGUGGAUUACACUUGCUUUUUUAUUUUAUUAGGAUUGUAGCGGGUUGUUACGCAUGUUUUCAUUUUAUUAAUUGAGGAAAAAUAAUAAGCUGACACUUGAUCGUUUUUUAAAAAUAUAUACUUGCUGAUAAUAUGUUCCUUUCCUCACACGUCAACAUAAACAUUCAAUAUAUGACAAUCAAUGUGAUCUCUUCAAGGGCUUCAGCGUUCUUAGCUCUGUAGCAUCAUGGUUUUAUAUUUCUUACAUUCAAUCCCCCUUUUUUUUUCUUUAAAAAUAAUGUUGAUGAAGAAAAUGGAAUGGAAAAAAUUCCAGCAGCGCAUACAUGAAUUAAGCUUUGUUUCUUUGUUUUUUGUGAUAAAGUGGUUUCUUGUAAAUUGGGUGGGUGUUGAAGAAAUGUGGCCAGUUAUGUUGUAGUCAGCAGUCUUGUUCUCCUUUAAUGCUGUAACAUGUACAUUUUGACAGCACAGCUUGACAAUUUAAGUAAUAAUCAAAGUGUCUGGUGGUAAUAACUUGCAUUAUUGUGCUAAGAUGAGAGUUGGUUUCCCUAGUGCAUUGUCAAAGGGGGCUGGAGGCAAACUUCCUUUUUUACUUCCUGUCCUCUCUCCCUGCUCCCUCAGCCCACCUGCCUUCCUGCCCAGUAUUGUGCAAGCACAUUUCGCUUAAACGUGCAGUAUUUUAUGUAGAGUCGGGAAAGUGGAAUGGUGUUUCCGUGAGCAGAAGUUGUAACAGGUUCUUGCUUAAAGUUCGUUCUCAUUGCCGCCUCCUUAGGAAUGGCACAGAGCCUGGCCAUGUAUCUUUCUCUGGACCUCCAAAGGGCCUGCUUCUGAGUUUUCUGGGGGGGGUUUCCCCCAUUUGUUUCAAGAGCAAUUGUUGGGCUUCCCUCUUUAAACCCCCUUAAAUAAGGAAGUUUCUCUCCAACCACCUUUCUCCAAAGCACUUGCUUUACAAGUAAAAAAUAAGCACUUUUGUUUAAAAGCAUGAGGGUCUCCGUUCCCCCUUUUAUAGCAACCCAUUAAGAGAAAGGCCAGCAAGGGGAAAUGGGAUCAGGAGGCAUCUGUGUUUGUUUUUGUUUUCCUUUGUUUGUUUGAGUGGGCGGGAGGGCAGAUAAUUCUUUAAUUAACUUCGAUGUCUCUAGAGAAUUAAUGAACAAAGGGAAGUUGUGUAUUUCAAAAAAAAAACCAACAGCACAAAUACAUUUCAGCUUGAAAAGUGUAUUUGCACUGCCAUUGUUAGAUAACUGGGCCACCCGCUGGGAGCCCUGCUGAGCCAUAUAACUAUUGACAAACACUGAAUGUAAAUGUCCUUGUAGAGGGCAAGUACUGGGAAGCUAUAAAUUGACCUUACGUUCCCAAAUGGGCACUUCAAUGAAUUUGAAAGAACUAGUCCUGAGAAAAUGAUGCUGUUCUUUUUUUACCCCUUCACUUUCCUUUUCUUUUUUCCUUUCUUUUUCGUGCCCAAGUUGCUGGAGAUUAAGAAGAGAUUCGUUUGUUUUAUUCCUAUGAUUGCUAUCCUUUUGAAACUUCCUUUGCCCCCAAAAGUAGUAUGAAAUCAUGGCAUGUAGACACACACGCACUGCUCUACAAUAAGAGAGUAAUGAUGACUGGAUUGGUGCCUGUAUCCUAGAAGGUGAGGUGUAAAUUAGCAUCCGGAACACCUGUCUGCUGUCCACAGUAGGUGCUUUGCUUCCAAGGGUGGUUUUCAAACUGUUCCCUGGACCCUGAGGGAUAUUCACAGAACUUCUUGAUGGGAAGAUCUGUAAUGCUGAACAGGAUGCCUGUCAGGCAGCUCACCUGUUGCUGGGGAACUUCUCCUGUGCUGCUCAGCUGCAGAGAAGAGUUGGGCACAAACCUUCGAGGACAUCAGCUUAUUCCAGCAAAGCCAGGCUGCUUCCCAGUAUGGAGCAAGGGUAGACCCAAAGGCACACUGUGCCAGGCCUUCCUUGGAAGGGAGAUUAAUGUAAGGGGUCCCCUGUGGGUAGAAAUGCAGAAUUUCAGCUGACUGGAGAUGCUCGGGAUCAACUGCAUACCUUUGUGUGUGUGUGCGUGUUUGUGCGUGUGUGUUUUCUUUGGUUUAGCAGCUAACAGAAGAAGCCCAAUAGCCCCCCAUCCCUUCACACAGGCACACACACUGAUGGGUACAAGGAAUGUGUGUUUAUACAUUUCUCGCCUGCAUUUCUCCCUAUCCCCAUACUUUGUCUAAAUAAAAUACUUCAUGUACAAAAAUUGUGUCAUUCACCCCUGGUUAGACAUUUGCCUAAUAGUGCCAAAGCUCCACAAAAUCAGAGACUAAAGGGAUUGGGAAUCUGUAAUCUUUUAAAGGUUUUCAGAUAUGGUAUAUUGUUUUUUACAACCCAUUCUAGCUGUAAGCCCAACUUACCUUUGCCUUGAUGGUUUUUUCUAAGUACAGCAAAAUAAAAGGGGUGGUGGGAAAACUGCAUUAGAAACACAGUUGUGAAAACCUUGGAGUGUUCAGUUAAUUCCUUUUCUAUUGUCUUGAGUUUUUCUGAGUGAUUCAACAUUGACCACGUGGUGUUUUAGAAACAAAAUUGGCUUCAGCACAAUUUAAAACUCUCCAUUUAGGUGAAAGGGAAGGUUGGGAUGUGUAGAAAUUUCCCAGUUGAAACAAGAAAGACAUUAAUGGUAGUAGGGUUUCCUGUGAACUUUGGAGUGAUGGCUUGAUUUAAAUCAUGAACAUUGGGUCAAAGAAAAAUCCUUGAUGUUGUAAUAGAUAGAAAAUAAUCCAGGGUUGGGUGGGGAAUGACUCUUUAAAGACUCUUUAAGGCAUCUGUAGCAAGUUCUUGGUGUCUUUCUUUUAGUAUCCUCUGUGUAAAUGCUGCACCUAUGUAUUUUAUGCACAUAAACAUUUCUUUGAAUAAGAUAGGACAGACCUCAUCACCAGUCAGGUAUAAACUUCUCUUUCUCUUCUGUGUGUCAGUUUUCCAGAUUGCGUGUUUGUGCGUGUGUGUAUGUAUGUGUGCGUAUCUGUGUGCAAUGAGCAUCUUUUCAAAUUCACUUUUGGUGCAAAAACAAAAGGGAUUAAAAGAAACAGAAAAAAUAGCCUUACUUUUAACUCCAAUCUUAUUAGUUUGUCAACUUGAAUAUAAUAAAGCAAAAUUGCAUGGAAGUCUUUGCAAUGAGAUGAGCCUCGUGUAUAAGGUGGAUGGCAGUAAACUUUUCCUAAGCAAAAAAAGAGUAUGCAAUUUCAGCCACACUUGGCUCCUCCUAAAUAUCCUGCUUUGUUUUCUUCGAAGAUUGGCGCAGGGGGGUUGAUUACGCCAGCUUGUGCCUGCUUUGCCUUUCCAAAACCUUUGGGGGGUUCUCCCUCCCCGUACUGACCAGAAGAGAGACCUUUUAGCACUGCAUGAAUAACCUCAUAUUGUAUUAUUCUUUUUUCGUGAGACCAGCAUUUCCAGAAGGUGGCAAGACUUUGAAAUCCUCUUCAGACAUUAGCUAGCAGGCCGUGUUUGCAUACUGGAGGCACUGUCUGUGGCCUUGUCCCUCUGUUUGGGGCACUCUAAGGGCUUGGGAAUGGAAAGAAAGGCUGUUACUUUAAGCCAGUUUUGCACUGGACAUAGCAAAGAAAAGUCCAGCCAGAGCUAGUCUAGCAAUCAGGAGUACGAGAACCCACCACUGCUUGUGGCAGUAACUGGAAAUGAGGAGCACACCUUUUGUGCAAAGGGCAGCUGGAAGCCCCAAGACCAAGCAGUUUGCAAAACAUAUUCCUUCUGUGGCCUCUUAAGAUACUGCCUCAGUGUUUCCUGUUGUCUCACCUGCACUGGUGCUUGCUGCGUGUUGGGUCGAGCUACAGAUCACGCUCCAGCGCAGAGGUCACUUGUCAGUAGUCUUGUCAGUAGGUGAGACUGCCUCAGGAGAAAGCAGGACUUGUCCUGAGCUCGAGAGGCCAUUCCAGUGGUCACUGGCUUGGAUUGUGGAGUCUGCUUAGCUGUCGCCUCCUCUACAUAACUUGCUCUUGAAUGAUGCAUGGAAGCAGUUCUCUGCAGUUGUGCUCCUUUGAUUGAAACACAACUAGUAACCCUGCUGGAGGUAGAACAGGGGACAGCAGGGAGGAGGCAUCCAAGAAAACCUUAAAGCCUUGAGGACAAGUCUUGUGUCAGGAAGAAAUCUAGGUUCUUCCUGGGCAUUGCCUUAAUUCCUGAAUUUUGCACUAAAGUGUUGACGGGCCAGUUGGGGAUCUCUUCGGCAAGAUGGGGUUGGUGUAGGGAAUAGGAAUCAAUGCCCAGUGCACACCCUGGGUGGGAGGAAAGAAGGCAAGUGUUGUCAGAUGACCAAAAAACCCAGGAGAAGGGAGAUACAAGGCCAGUUCUUCUAGUUGUCUGCGUUUGGUUGGACUGUCUGCGUGCAGCCUUGUGCCCUGGCGGCAGGGAAAAGGGCACACGCUCCGUGGCACUGCACCUGCUUUCACCCUGUGGGAAAUAAGCAAGCACAGCUGGAGACACUCUGCUUGAGUCAUGGUGCACCUCUCUGAGUGUGAAACUCCAGUUGCAGAGCCCAUGCAAGCCAGCAGCAUCUUUAGCCAGAGCCAAGUUUUGAACCACCACUGCCUGUGAUAAUAACUUGAAAGCGGAGGCGGCAAUAGGGACUGAAAAGAGCAUACGGCAUUGUCACAACCGUAGUGUUAGCUGCCAGCUGCUGGCAUUUCCAAAGGCAUUUUUCAUUGGUCCUCUUGAAGGUACCUGCUGAAACGGUUGCUCACAUUUUGGUAUUUCUAUCUCUGUCUUGAAUUUGCAUCUGAAAAAAUGCUUCAAGUGACAUAUCUGAUGAGUUGCAGUUGAUCUAAGUGUUGUAAGGUAUCCACUGUUUACCAACACUUGUGUAAAUAACCUAGAGAAAUGUAUUUAAAUGUGAUAUGCUGGCAUUUCUACAAGUUCCUUCUUUCCCACAUUUCUUCACCCAUUUAUUGGUACUUCUGUUGAAUUGGAAUUCCUUUGGAAUUUUGACAGGUUGACAGGAAAGUUAGGUUUCAAAUCAGAAAUUUGAAUUGUGUUGAAAGGUUACUCUUAAGAAGACAAAACAUGUUGAUCAUUCCAGGAACUUUAGGCAUCUAGUGUGCAUAUAGUAUGCUGGAAAGACUUGUACUUCAGAAAGGGUACAAUUCCCUGCCCUCUCUCGCCUCACAGCUGAAAGCUCUUUUCUCUUUCUCAAGCUCUGAGUGUUUCUUUUGCCAAAAGCCUUUCCUCCGCCCAGUCUCUGUCUCUCUUUAAUUUUGCUGUCUGGCUUUUUUCCUCCCUGAUAAGAUAUAUAAAUUCUCGAAAGUGGGAUGAGGGUUAUGUUUACUUGCUUAUAUACUCACACAUAUGCCCAGGUUCCGCAUCUUGUAUGUAAUGUAGCUGACCCAUGUCAUUUUUCUAAAGUAAGCAACUCCUAGAUGAAAAGCCUUAUAUGUGUGAUUGAAGCCAACGUAAGUGCAUCUCAGGUGUAAUGGAGAGAUGCAGAUAAUGAUCUGGCCUCUUCUGUCAUGAUCUGGCCCCUGGGUCCCCUUGAUCCAUGCACAUUUCCCAAGCAUUUGGACACCUCAUGGUUUCCCUCUCUUUACACCCUUGGCUUGAUACACUUUCCUCCUCUGCUCUAUCUCAAGGAUGUUGAAUGUUGAAGCUUAAUUUUGCUGUAUCUUGACACCACCUGUCUUUCCUGCCUCAUUCAUGGCAGAAGCACUUCAUUUCUUGUUCUACUUAGGGACCAACAGGAAUAGAGGGUGGUGUUCAGCUCUGUAUGUACAUGGAUUUAAGUAGCAUUGAAACCUGGAAUGCCCGCAGGGUGCAGAUUUUUCCUUCUGCAGUUCUCAUGGAAACCAAAGGUUCAGCACAUCUUUUUUACAGGCAGUCAAAAGCAGCUUGCUUCGUAUUUGCCUGCCAGUGUGAUCAUGCAAGUUCCAGAGUUGCUGGGGGAAUCUCUCCCCAGCCAGGCCACCCACUUCACUCAGUACCUGAGGAAUGCAGCGGCCCUCUUGCUCUGCAAGCUCGGAAACAUCACACUUUUAGGGAAAGAAAAGGAACUUGACAAACAUGAGGCUCCUUCUGCAUUUGUUAAAUAGUUUUUUGUGUAUGUUUACCUAAACUGUGCUCUGAUUCUUAACUGCCAUGUAUUUUUUCACUUCCUACCCCAUUCCUGCAGUAACUUGAUGCCUAGUUGUAUUGUGGAGAACCAACAAUUUAAACAUUGCACUAAAUAUAGCUACAUGCCAGUUUCUAAUCUUUCCUUUCUUUAAAAUUUAUCCUCUUUUCAAACCAAAAACAAGCCCCUUCUGUUCCUGGGGAAUGGUACAAGUGCAGUGGGUCUGUUAUUUGCUUGUCUGUUGUCUUAGCGUAACCCUCUCUCCUUCUUUCACAUUAAACAGCACUCAACUAAAUCUAAGGAAUAUAGUUCUUGAUUUAUCAACUGCAGCAUGUUUUUUAUUCCUUCCACUGCUUUCUUUAUCGUAAAUGUUUUUGCCCUUUUUAAUAAAAUAUUGUCAUGUCAACAUUAGUGGUAUCUAUUUGCCAUUCUAAUAUUUGCAGGUGUCUUAAGAGACGUGUGAGCUUUGAGAGCAAGUUCUCAGGCUAGUCUGGUCAACUCUUGCCACUUGGUUCCACUGGAAAACAGACAUGACGCAGUUGGGCAGAUGGGUGGGGGUGGCUCGAGCGUCUCCCAUUUUCGGAAGGUAGCUUUUCAAAUGUGAGCAGGACAUGAGAGCUGUGUAUCACUCCAGGCUUUUUCCAUAACACUCAGCUUGAGAGUAUCUCUGACAUGUACAAGAGGAUGGCCUUUUCAGAAGUCACUCCUUGCUCAACUGGAACAUAGUCUUUGUUGGGAACUCAUGGUAUACAAUGGAAAGUUAUCGGUUACUCUGGGUCACAGUGCUCCAUUCUGAAGCACAUGGAAUAUUUCUGGAUGCAGCGCAUCUCUGGAUUGGAAGACCAAUAGGUUUUGGCUGUUCUCCACUCCACACUUGUACUUGGACACUCACUGGAGAGCAGCCAUGGUUCUGAGUCUCACACACACACCCUAGAUGGACAUUUGUCUUUUGCAUAAGUUUGGCGCAGUACCCUUGGCCACAGUUGUUAAGCACAAGAGGAGGUGUUUUACAUAGCAAUUUAACCAGCAUAAGAACCUGGCAAUAAAACUAAGAGCCCAAUAGCUGACUUAAUGGAGAAAUAGGAAGACUAGAAGCAAUGAAGCAACUUCCUGUCCAUCUCUAGCAGUAUAUCCUCCCCCCUCCCCCCCGGCCACCAUCGCAGAGAAAAGGUUCGGUAACCCUUUUGGUCAUUUUGAGGUUUCAGAUUCAGUGUUGAUGAACAUAGGAAAGGAAUGCAUGUUUUGAUGAUCCAAUGAUAAUGGAUCGGGCAGAUCUCCAUGCUGCAUCUGGAUGAGGUGCAGAAGCAUUUUUCUUUCAUGUUUGUAAUUUAGUUGAAGAACACUGCAGAAGAUUCUAGUCUGUACUCAGGUUUGUGGGAAAGACUUGGAAUUCCAGGUUAGUCUUGAAUUGAGACCAUUGUUUGUCUUCCAGAUUGGGGAUGGGUGGUCCCAGUGUUUAAAUCAAUAAAUGUAUUAUUGGUGUCAUGCCAAGAGCACACGUGCACUUCUCAGAAAUGAUUCUUACAUGGAGAUGGCCCACAUUUCCAGGUUGCAAGUGUUGACCACAGCUUCCUUGGAUUAAAUCUGAACCAGAGAAUUUCCAAGCCCCUUAAAAACAUUAGAGGGACCCAGAAAACAAGAUGAAUGAGUUCCUUCAUGAGAUCCUUUGCUGUGGUUCCAUUGCCUUUCGAUUUGUCAGCAUUGGUAGCCUGUUUUGAAACUGAAAUUGGGACUCCAUUUGGACAAUCUGACUGCAGAGUUUGGCAUGAGUAUUUGUUUUUCCUUAGCUUGCAUAAACUCCUUCAGUAAACUGCAUUUAUUUCUUGGAUUUCUUGAGGUGGAGCUGUGGCUGGAAUAUCUCUGUGUAUGUAGUAUUAUUAGCAUUCCCCGUUGCAUGUUGUGUGUUAUUUGCUUGGCCAUACUGUGUCUGCAAUUCGGAAGUCAUGGACAUUGUCAAGCUGGGAUGUUUGAUGGUAAUUCAUUGAAGAGCAGUAGGAGUUGCUUUCAUUUCCUUGAAUUCUGUUCACUGCAGAUAUGCCCAAAUAGCAGCCAUCCUGCCGUUCGGCUGGGUGUGUGCUUGUCUUAUAGCAAUAGUUGUUGACUCUGAUUUUGCAGGCACUUCAUAAACUACCUGUGCUCCAAACAAAAUUCUUCUUUGGGAGCAGCAAUAAAGGGGUAAGGUAGGGUUGGGUGAGGGAAAUCAGUUGCUGUGCUAAGAGUUAGUAGUCUAAUAUGUAGCUUGCACUGUUGGGUGUUUUCUGUAUUUUUUCUUUCUGUGUUUUAACUGUAAAUGGAAGGAUUUGGAAGGAUUGCGAUCGGAUCUAUAUGAGUGCUAAUUUCACUCCCAGUGGGGGCUUCCCUCUUGAAAGCCUUUGAUUAUUCACAUGCUCCCCCCCCCUUUUGUCCUUGUUGCUUCUACCAGGUGUGUUAUCUUUUUAAUUUCCCACAACACCCGCCCCCAUUACUUUGCACUUGGACACACAAAUGGUGUGUGUUGCUCAAGGGACAACCUGAUUGUGUUUUUGUUUAUGUAAGGUAGGUGCAGCCAGUACUUUGUAGUGGUUUUCAUAGUAAAGAGUGACUUAAAUGGAGUAUGUUCUGUCUGCAUGAGCCGCUAAUCACUGUGCGUUCCUUUCUGGCUCCUCUCCCAGCAGUUCUCUCCAGUGGUGAGGCAUACGGUAACUGACUGGAAGGAACAUUGUACGCACUGUACUUCUUGGGUUGUUGUAUCAAGAGGUAACUGACUUGUUUAGGUGUAGGAAGCUUCUGUUUGGGCUUCUAAAGACUGACAAAGGUUGUUGGUGGUAGCUGCAGCCUGCCUUUAGUGGAUUAUGGGAACAAAUGAACUAUGCUUCUAUAUUCUAUAUUUUGCAUAGAGUUAGACCAAAUUACUUUCAUUUGGGUAGAAAUAAUGCAAAACCAUAAUUCAAGGGCUCCCUUGAAAAAAAAGCCUCAACUACAUGGAGGGCUCUUGCAGGAUGCCAGUUGGGCAGGUGUUGCACCUGAUGAGGCUGUUUUCAUGUGAAGACCUGGCUGGCAGAUGCUGUAAGACUCAUGGUAGUGCUUUGGCUGGGCUAUAAAAAUGGCCUUGGGGCACCCCAGUUUGGAACACUUUAGGCAGCAGGGCAAUAUUUAAAUAUGGAGAUACGCCGCUUUUCCUUGCUUUUGUUUCUCAGCUGUUGAGUAUGUCUCAGUUUGUUGCAUUUCAGUCUGGGACAAAUUUAGUGUAACCCUUUGUUGCAUUUCAGUCUGGGACAAAUUUAGUGUAACCCUUGGUAGCUAUUUCUUCGCUUGUUGUUCCUGGCAUAUUUUGGAGAGUGGGGAGAACCCCCUCAUUUCCCAAAGGAGAACCUGUACUAUUUCCUCUAAAAAUGGAGGGAGACAAGAAAUACUUGCUCUGCUUGACAUGAAAAUGCUGCUUGUAGGAAGCAGGCCCUUUGUGGACAGAUUGUCUUUCAGGUCCAGUCCGUUCCUUCUAAAGGGACCCAGAGAGGAGUCUAUGCUGGCAUGAAGACAGUGUAGCAUUGCUUAUUUUUGUCUGCUUAUUUUAGACUGUGUUUUAAUCCUUGCUCAGCAUCUCCACAGCAUUUUCUUUAAUUGCACCAAGGCCAGUUAAUUUCAUUUUCAUUAAAAUAAUUGAGCAUUGCUUUUGCUUCUCUGUCUGUUCUCCAGUGAACUGUGGAGAGAAAUUAGUCUUUUGUGGGCUUUCCCUCCACUUUUGUGCUUUACUGCAUUCAGCUGACACUGGUGCGCCGCAGUGUCCCAGGCAUGUUGCAGGUGGUCUUAAGGACAGAGGUGAGCAGCUGAGGUGGUGAAAUCAUUGUUUGCUUAAAUAACUCUUCCCUCCCACUCACACACACCGCCGCUACCAACACACACGCACGCUUGCUUGCUCUCUCUCUCUCUCCCCCCUCCCCCCCAGGAUUUUGGAAACUGGUUUGUUCCAUUAAGUUAAACAUCUGCAUGUAGGAUCAAUUGUCCCCUGUGUUCUUUCCCAGCCCAGUGCAGAAAAGUGCUGCAGGUAGAGGUCUGAGACAUCUGGAUAGGAAGGUGGAUAUUGUCACCUGGAGUGGGGUUACCUUUCAGAAGUUUAUUUAGGGGAAAGAAGGGAGAGCUGGUCUUCACACCUACCUCUUGCAAUAAAAAUGGAGCAGAUUGGGCUUUGUGAAACCCUUUCUUGCUCUUCAUCUUAAACACUAAGGGUAGACAUGGAGUCCAUGCAAGGAAAAAGCCUGAAUGGGGUAGGAGAUCUACAAAUGUUCCUUGCUCUCUGUGGGUCUGUUACCUUCUUGUCCUACAAUAACCUAGUGAGCAUAAAUUUAGGAGGAAUAGGAUCAACACCUUGUACUUAUUGGACCUGCUUGUGUAUUUCUUUUGUGUCGAAUCAUUUUGGGUGGGGUGGGGAAAGAACAGUACUUCUGUUUUCUUCUUCAGAGUACUAAGCCUACAACCUGCUAAUCAAAACCAGCAUGCAAUCAUGUUGUCCUCCUUUGAGGCAGAUGCCUUAACUGGGGGUGGUUUGACUAGGAUUUUUUUUAAUUGCAUGCCUUGUUAUAUAAUAUAUAUAAUGGACACAAGUUGAAAGAGCAGAUGGGGAGGGCAGUAUUGUUCAUGCAGUGGCCAGUGAAGGAUGGGCAUGGGAGCAAAAGUGGAAGUUCUGCUCACAAAGCACGCCUCCCUCCACACAGUGGCUGUUGGGAAGCUUUCACUCACACCGUAGUCUCACUAGUGCUAGGGAAUCUUGGACCAAUGCUUAGGAGAGACUUUUAAAGACACACACAUGCAGGUCAGCUCACUGGCCUGCCUUUUUGCUUGCUGACACAAGAUCUUCCUUUAAACACUGGUUUAAAGCACAAAAUCUCAAAAUGGUCACUGUAUGGUUGUCUUUGGGGGGUAGGUGUGGUUGUGGGGUGGAACCUUUCAAGGCCAGCUCAACCCCCAAAGUCUAGCUCUAAUCCAAAUGCAACAGAGAGUUUCCCCAUGUUCUAAUGUGCAAUCAGAAUGGAUUUUCCCCCUAAAUCCCACCUUACAACCCAGAGGUUUGAGAUGCCUUUGGCAACCUCUUACUGUUAGCAAUUUCUCCCCCCACCCCGCCUCACCUCGCACUUCUGUUUAGGGAUCUCUUGACAAAAUGAAGCACUCGUCUCUCUGUUGAAAAUAAACCCAAAUUCCGUUCUUGGAAGGAAAUGCAGGCAUGUCAAACCUACCACCAUCUCUUGCCCCCUCCCGCCUGGUUGUUCCAUGAAAUAAAAACAAUAUAUGAAAAGUUCUAUAUAAAUAUAUAUUGGAGGACAAUAAAGAAAGCAGAGCUAUCACAAGCCAUCCAUCCUCUUUCCACAUACCCCAACCCUGCACAGCGUGGAAGCCACCUUGUAUAAGCCCCUUACGUGAACCCAGUGAAUGGUUACUUUUUGUCUCGGAUGUUAUAUAUGCAUUUUCAGAAUUUCUGCAUCACCUUUUGGGGGUUGGGGGGAAGGGAGGGAGGGAUCAAACAGGAACUUAAAUGCUAAAUUUAAAAAAAAGCAUUCAGACUUGAUCUAUUUUCUACAAUGUAUGCUGCGACCAGGUCCUGUUACUCAUAUUGUGGCUUUGAAUCAAUUAUGUUUAUUAAAAUGCUGUUGCUUCUA